CUUAUUUGCAGCAUUUGAAUAAUAUUUUGCAGUUAUUGUGUACUUCAACAAAGCUUAGUUUAAAAUGUCUAGAAAAGAAGUUACUGCUCGUGAUGUUAUGUUGUUUGCACCGAACCUUGUUAGCUACGCAAGAAUCAUAGUUACAUUCACUGCUUUCUAUUUUAUCAAGACAAAUUAUAUUAUCGCCUUUUUCUGUCUUAUCCUGAGUAUAUUUCUUGACGAAGUUGAUGGACGAGUGGCCCGUUUCCUCAAUCAAUGCACAAGAUUCGGCGAAGCGGUGGACAUGAUAUCAGAUCGAGUAAUAUCAGCUUGUGUUUAUGUCGCUCUUGUCAAUUUUUAUCCGGAAUAUACGACUUGGUUUCAAAUGAAUUUAGCUAUUGAUGUUGCUGGCCACUGGAUGCAUUUUCACGUGUCGCACAUCGGAGAAAACAGCCACAAAAACAUCGAUAUAAAAGGAAAUUUUCUCUUGCGAUUGUACUACACGUCUCCGCUAAUAUUCUUCGUUCUGUCUAUCGGCCAUGAAGUGGUCUUUGCUCUUUUGUAUCUACUUCAUUUUACACACGGCGCAAUGAUCGACGUCGCUGGAUUCAAUAUUGGGCUCAUUGACAUACUUUUUUACAUCGGCAUUCCAAUAAUAUUCACCAAAAGUAUUCUUAAUUUGGUUCAUUUGAGCGAUGCAUCCCAACGACUUGCAGCCAUAGAUGCGAAAGAACGAUCUAAAAUCGAAUAAUUAAUCAGUGAGGUGCGAUAUAAAAAUAAAUUACAUUAUUUCCCAAUCAUGCAUUUUUAACUUUCUAUUCCAUUUAUAAAGCCAAUUAUUAGCAUUAUGACUAGGACUCGUAUUAUUAUUGCAUUUUGUGUAACAUGUUAUUUUUAUUCUCAUAUUUAACCUAUUUAUAUCGUAUAUCCUAUAUAUAAGCUUCAAAACAUAGUAUUGGAGUCUUUGAAAGCAUGCUCAAUCUCAGGAAAGGGUUGGAACUUCCAAUCUUUCUAUCGGACAAAUUAGACUUAAAACUUUGUUAACUUAUAUUUUUUUUGUGUAAAGCUAUAAUCUAAAUAUCUGUUUCGGAAUUAUUAUUAAUAUAUAAUAUUAUAUUUUAAUGUAGAAUUGUAUCUGUAAAGCUAUAGACACAAAUGCUCCUAAUGGCCAGAUCCAAAUAAAUAAUGAAACAAUCUCGGGGGCUGGCGCAUAUGAUGUUAUUGACAUAUUCUUUUUGAAUAAUUUUCAACAGCUAUUAUUACGUUCUGAAUUACGAGCAGGUAAUUGGUGGAAAUACUCACAACCAAUUUCAGAGCUCAGAAACGGUUGAAUAGUUGAAUUUUCUCUGUGAAAUGUGUCGAGUAUUUUAUAACCAUUUAUUACACGUUGAGCUAUUUUUGUCCCAUCAGUAUUAGAAAUAUUGAACUUUCGGAGUAUGGUUAGUGAAAAAUUUAGCCUGGCUGAGGCAUUAAUUUUGUAUUAAACUCUGAUCAUAGUGAAGAUGAUUCGCGUGUCGCGGGUUUUCAGGCACGGUAACAGUAAGGAUAAUCAGCUACUUGGGGGGUUGUUGCGUUUUGUGUUUAAAUUGCCCAACCAUAAUAAGUAAUACACAAACUUGAAGCCAGAUUUAAAACCCCAACGGGUCAGAUUCGUCCCAAGGAUAUACAGAUACAUUUACGGAUGUAAAUCACAUAUAAUUCGAAAAGCACGAAGAAUAUAUUGAAGUGUUGCAGCUGAUCAAUUGAUUUCCGCCACAUUACAAAGGUCACAUUCUAAUUAGACUAAGAAGGCUGUGUUAUGUGUUGCAGUCUGUGGAUAACAGGAAACGCAAGAUGGACCUCAUUUAUAAACCUGAAAUUGACUGAAUUAUAAUUUGAUACUUUGCUAUCAUACAAGACACGGGAAAUGAAAGAAAUAUUUUUGAGAAGCUGUAAGCGAGCACUUCGGUGGGCAUGAGAGUAUUAAAUUUGGUAACACACAAGACGACAAAAGCUGAAAACUUCCAUAUAAAUUUGUUUGUUGUUUCCUAUAGUAUAUAUUAGUGUUUCAAAUUCUAAAUUAUCUGUUCAUAAUUUUGUUACUUUACAUUGAAAAAUAAAAAUUUUUCGAAAUCAAACGAAAUUAUUAAAAUUGGGUAUACGCAUUUGUGAACAAAUGUGCGCACCGGAAAUUUUUAGUGCUCUGUCAAUUACUUUUAAGAUCAAUGACAAGAGUUCUGCGCGUGUAGAAAGCGUGAGAUAUUAAGCCAAACUAAUCCUAUCUUUGUUUGCAGCAUUUAAAGAAUUGCAGUUUUUGCAGUUAUUGUGCCCUUCAAAGCUGAGUAUAGACUGACGGGGAAAGAAGUUACUGCUCGUGAUGUUAUGUUGUUCGGCCGAACGUUGUUAGCUACGCAAGAAUCAUAGUUACGUAAACGUUCACUGCAUUCUAUUUCAGUAAGACAAAUUAUAUUAUCGCCUUUUCCUGUCUUAUCCUCAGUAUAAUUUUUGACGAAGUUGGUGGACGAGUGGCCCGCUUUUAUAAUCGAUUCACGCAAUUUGGCGAAAUGGUGGACCAGAUAUCAGAUCGAGCGAUACCAGCUUUACUUCACGUCGCUGUUGUCAUUUUUUACCCGGACUAUACACAGCGUUUCCAAUAAAUUUAGCUCUCGAUACUGCUGGCCACUGGAUGCAUUUUCACGUGUCUCACCUCGGAGGAAACAGCCACAAAACCAUUAAUACUGAAGGAAAUUUUUUCUUAAGAUGUUUUCUCCGACAAUUUUCUUCGUCUUAUCUGUCGGCAAUGAAGUGUUCUUUGCUAUUUUGGUUUUUUCUUCACUUCACAAACGGUUCAAUGAUCGAAUUUGCUGGGUUCAAUGUUGGAAUAGUUAGCCUGCUUGUUUACACUGGCAUUCCAUUAAUAUUCAUUAAAAGUAUUCUUGAUUUGAUUGAUGCAUCCCAACGACUUGCAUUCAUAGAUGCGAAAGAAAGAUCUAAGCUCGAAUAAUUAAAGAGGGGAUUUCAAACUGCGGGAAAUCCUCGGUCCACGAAGUGCAAUGCAAAUUGACAAAAAAUUACUGCCAAAUCGUACAAUCCAAACUUUCUAUUCUAAUAGAUUUAUGUGUAGCUCUCGUAUUUAUAUCUUUUGUGUACCAUGUUAUUUUUAUCCACAUAUUUUUUGUUAUGUUUUUGCAAUAUGUCUUCUGAUCUCUGUUUCUAUUGGAAGGCCUGUAGCCAACAAAAGCAAUGUAUUGAAUUUACUGCCUGUGGCGCGUCUAUAAAGUACGCUUAAUCACUGGGAAAAGUUGGAAACCACAAAACCCUUCGAUAGCGCAGAUCAGAGAAGACAAAAAGUACAUCUUUGUAAACUUAUAUUUGUUGAACAUAAUAUGUAUAAAAUCAUAAGCUACAUAACCGUUUUUUUACUUAUAAAUAUAUUGUAUGUGCAUGUUGAAAUGUAUCUAUCUAUGGCGAAUGAAAAAAUGUCCUUCAUGGCAAAUGACGAAAUUCGAUUGUUUCAAUAAAUAAAUUAUA
Molecule: messenger RNA, 3489 nt
Organism: Styela clava
Lineage: Eukaryota; Metazoa; Chordata; Ascidiacea; Stolidobranchia; Styelidae
Source: RefSeq, a predicted model, not a curated record